Zymoseptoria tritici IPO323 is the source of this 1332-nucleotide messenger RNA. RefSeq lists its product as uncharacterized. The record is from RefSeq and is a predicted model, not a curated record. The transcript has a single exon. The coding region runs from base 1 to 1332 and encodes 443 amino acids. NCBI's taxonomy places the organism in Eukaryota, Fungi, Ascomycota, Dothideomycetes, Mycosphaerellales, Mycosphaerellaceae.
AUGCCCUCCGACCUCCACUCCACCGCCCACCGCCAACCCCUCCUCGCCGGCGACAAGCAACAAGACUAUGCCUCUCCCCCACAACAACGUCCCACCUUAGGCACAAGACACUCGACUUCCCGCUUCCACGAAAGAGACCCAGAAAUACUCCCCGACAAAUCCAACACCCGCCAGCGCUACACUCUCGCCGGCUGCUUCCUCCUCCUCUCCCUCUUCUCCUUCGCCGUCCAAACCGAAACAGCAGUCUACAUCCAACACGACCUGAAUUGGACAAAACCUUACUGCAUGCUCUACUUCACCCACGGCUCCUGGUCCCUCCUCUGGGUCGUGCAAUUGCUCAUCCUCCGCCUGCAAAAACUCUCCCAACCCUGGCCCGCGUUCUGGCGCCGCCAUGUCUCCCUCCUCACCUCCACCGCCCAGAUGAUCGAACACCGCACCCUCGUCGUCCCCUCGCAUCUCGCCAAAGCCUCCCCCUGGCCAUACUUCCUCCGCACCACCGCCUUCGUCACCUGCGCCCUCACCGUCGCCGGAGGAAGCUGGUACGUCGCCGUCGACCUCACCACCGCCUCCGACCUAACCGCAAUCUACAACUGCUCCGCCUUCUUCGCCUACGCCUUCGCAGUCCCCAUCCUCCACGAAAAACUCCGCAUAUCAAAAGUCAUCGCCGUAGCAAUCGCCAUCAUCGGCGUCCUCGUCGUCGCAUACGGUGACACGGGUACAGCCAAACACGGCUCCAAAUCCGGCGGUGGAGCAGGUGGCCCUUCCGCCCCAGACGACAGCGAAGCUUCCAACCGCGCGGUGGGAAAUCUCGUCAUCGGCGUGGGAAGCGUGUUGUAUGGAUUCUACGAAGUAUUAUACAAACGCGUGGCCUGCCCACCCGAACACUGCGAUCCCAUCCGCGGUAUGCUCUUCGCCAACACAUUCGGCAGCAUGAUUGGAACCUUCACACUCCUCGUUCUCUGGAUCCCCUUGCCCAUUCUCCAUUUCACCGGUAUCGAAACUUUCGAACUCCCUCGCGGGGAAGCCGCUUGGAUGCUCGUCAUCUCCGUUCUCUCCAACGCCACUUUUUCGGGGUCCUUUUUGGUACUGAUCAGUCUGACGAGUCCGGUGCUGAGUUCCGUGGCGGCACUGCUUACCAUUUUCCUGGUUGCCUUGUGCGACCAAAUGCUUCCGCCGCCGCUGUAUUCGCCGCUCACAACGGCAGCUGUCGCGGGAGGUAUAUUAAUCAUCGGCGCAUUUGGUUUGCUAAGUUGGGCAACUUAUCGAGAGAUGGAAGAGGAGGCGAGGGAGAAGAAGUUGGCUGGGGAUGAGAGUGAUGGGGAGGAUGUUUGA